Messenger RNA from Anneissia japonica, 1766 nucleotides. Its product is annotated as laccase-2-like. The transcript has 5 exons. The coding region runs from base 93 to 1766 and encodes 557 amino acids. Gene Ontology annotation, biological process: iron ion transport. Lineage: Eukaryota; Metazoa; Echinodermata; Crinoidea; Comatulida; Comatulidae. The record is from RefSeq and is a predicted model, not a curated record. Gene Ontology annotation, cellular component: plasma membrane. Gene Ontology annotation, molecular function: copper ion binding; oxidoreductase activity.
UCUGUCUUUAAAAUGAUAUACCAGCUUCUCUGAAACAUAUUUGUUCAGUAAUUUCAGUUUUAGUAGGCUAAGGUUAAGCUCUGAUUUGAAGAAUGGCUGUAUCUCGGAUAGCAAAGAUUUUUAUUCUGUUUCAAGCGUAUAAUAGCUUAAGUUCAUGUUUUGAGUGUAGUAAAGAAUUUGUUGAAACACACGACUGUCUGCGUUCUUGUGAAUAUCCUGCGCAACCGAGAGUAUGUGAAUAUGUGUUCUCGGCAAAAUGGUUCUACUCCAUGUCAUCAUACUGUUUCGAUUGUCCCGUGAGGUUGGACGACUGCUACUUAGAGGAAUGUGUAGCGCUUGACGGUUCCGCUAGACCAGUUGUCGUCACUAACAGCACAAUACCCGGACCGAGCAUUCAGGUAUGUGAAGGUGAUACAGUUCGAGUGAAAUUGGUUAAUAAUCUACAAAACCACGGUGCCUUGACAAUCCAUUGGUAUGGAAUGUAUCAAGAGGGUACAAACUGGAUGGACGGUGCAUCUAUGAUAACGCAAUGUCCAGUUGUGUCUUCGUCUUCAUUCACCUAUGAAUUUAAAGCAGAUCCGGCAGGAACCCAUUGGUGGCAUGCCCAUUCUGGGUACCAGAGGGAUGACGGUAUGUACGGUUCAUUGAUUGUAAGACAGGCGAGGGAAGUUGAACAUAAUGGCUAUGCCUAUGAUUUUGAUCUUCCGGAGCAUGUGAUGAUGUUGGCGGACUGGAAAAGCAGACCCGCACUUAGCACCUUUUUAAUGACGGAAAGUCCAACCAGAUAUGUUAUAUCAGAGGAACAAACGUUUUCAAUAUUGGUAAAUGGAAGGGCAAGUGAGGUGGAGUUUUUUGAUGAGGAUGGCAACGCCUUCUUCACGCCUCUUUCAACGUUUGAAGUUGAAGAAGGAAUGACGUACCGUUUUCGGGUGAUCAGCGCCAUUUUUGCUCUGUGUAACUUACAAGUGUCAAUUGAAUCACAUCCUCUGACUAUCAUCGCUGUAGAUGGAUCUGAAGUGAGGCCCAAAGAAGUAGAUUCAUUUGUCAUAGCUCCAGGCGAAAGGUACGAUUUCUUGUUGAAAGCAACUGCUAAACCUUCAUCUUACUGCAUAUAUGCCAUUGGAACUUCAUCUACCGAGUGCGUUGAUGAUGGCGCUGCCAUCUUGCAGUACAAGACUGGCUCAUAUGCCACUCCGAAAUGCCAACCCGGUCCACCAGUUCCCGAGUCUCUAACGGAUACACCUAUUUUUUCUAUAAUUGAAGCACAUGCCAUCGCCAACCAGCCAACCAGCCAACCAACCAACCAACCAACCAACCAGCCAACCAGCCAACCAGCCAACCAACCAACCAACCAACCAACCAGCCAACCAGCCAACCAGCCAACCAACCAACCAACCAACCAACCAGCCAACCAGCCAACCAGCCAACCAACCAACCAACCAACCAACCAGCCAACCAGCCAACCAGCCAACCAACCAACCAACCAACCAACCAGCCAACCAGCCAACCAGCCAACCAACCAACCAACCAACCAACCAGCCAACCAGCCAACCAGCCAACCAACCAACCAACCAACCAACCAGCCAACCAGCCAACCAGCCAACCAACCAACCAACCAACCAACCAGCCAACCAGCCAACCAGCCAACCAACCAACCAACCAACCAACCAGCCAACCAGCCAACCAGCCAACCAACCAACCAACCAACCAACCAGCCAACCAGCCAACCAGCCAACCAACCAACCAUUACACGUUCAGGGUCCUAG